AUGGAGCCAAUUACGGGUGACCGCAAGGCAUAUUUCGAAGAUCUCCGCAAGAACCAUAUCCCUCAAUUCUUAUUUCGUACUUGGAGCAGCAACAGCGGUGGAGGAUCAGAACACGCAACUAACAGUGUCAAGGAGAUCAUUCCGCACGGCUUCAUGAAGAAAGCCUCUGGAAGCGGAUUCUACGACAAGCCUGAAAAAGAAGAAUACGGUCCCCACGUCGCAAUCAUGGACACACACCAGCUGGAUGGAGACGUCUUGGUCUGGCAUGUUCCGCACCUGUUCAAGCCCGACGGACUUCAUGAGUACUUGGCUCAUGGACCAAUCAGAGGCAUUAAAUACAAGGCCGUAUCGUACAAGACGUCAAUGUUAGCUGGUCUGGCACAGAUAUUUCCCGAGCUAUUGGAGACCGAUCUGGAUGACUGGGGUAUGAGCUUACGAGACCAGAUGUUCAACGGGCCCCCGAUUCCGCUUCCAAAGGACAACAUUGAGAAAUCUGACGAGAUGAAGCAGAUUCGAUUAAUCGCAAACCUUUACGGCUAUCUUUACUUACUAGUAGCGACUAGUCUGAUGUGUCUUCGGCUUCGACCUUGGUUAGGCUCGCGAGCUGAGGGCGAGGUUGCAUUAGACAAAGUCGCAAAUCUGUUUGCAAAUACGAAGCCAGCCAAGGAUAUUUCGAGGGGUAAUUGGCUUUGCGAAGGUGUUGUACUGACGGAGUCUCCCAUGGGUCCGCACAACUUUCCUGACGUCCGACAGUGGAUCAAACUCCUCCGAGCCAUCUCUGAACGCACAGAUUGA
Messenger RNA from Alternaria conjuncta, 795 nucleotides. RefSeq lists its product as uncharacterized. Bases 1 to 795 code for a protein of 264 amino acids. The transcript is spliced from 3 exons. Lineage: Eukaryota; Fungi; Ascomycota; Dothideomycetes; Pleosporales; Pleosporaceae. The record is from RefSeq and is a predicted model, not a curated record.